Molecule: messenger RNA, 533 nt
Organism: Macrobrachium nipponense
Lineage: Eukaryota; Metazoa; Arthropoda; Malacostraca; Decapoda; Palaemonidae
Product: cilia- and flagella-associated protein 298-like
Biological process (GO): regulation of cilium movement
Source: RefSeq, a predicted model, not a curated record
GAACAAGUGAAGAGUAAUACAAUUCUUACUGAGCAGCACAUAUAUGAUGCUCUUGAUAUAUUGAAAGGAGCCAUCAUGAUAGUGUAUCCUCAGAAUUUACCUCCGUAUGAUCCUAUUCGCAAAGAAUUGGAAAACCAAGAGGACUUAGAAGGCACAGAGUUACAUAAACAGGUCUUAGAUUUGUCCUUGACACAGUUGUGGUUUGCUGGUAAAGAAUUGCAGUGUGGAAAAAAGCUGCUUGAUUAUGUUGGCAGAAAUGAAAAAACAAAGGUGAUUAUGAAAGUUCAGCAUCGAGGCCAUGGAGCACCAGGUAGAGAACCUCGCAUAACAGAAGAUCAGCAGAAAGAGUUGAUGAUUAAAGAAUUUAAAAGACGUGAAGCAUUGAAGCAUCUGGAAGAGGAGGAGGAUGAUUCAUAUCUUGACUCUCCCUGGGCAGACAGUAACCAGCUUAAACGGUCAUUCCAAGGAUUAAACAAUAUCUCAUGGAAACCCCAUUGAUCUUGUAUCAUAAACGUAAAUGGUUUGUAAAUAUA